ACUGACCGUUUAAGCAGGAAGCAACUGCAAAGAAGCUCUAAGUCACGUGAUCGUAAUAUAGUGUAUCGAAGACAUGGCGGACAAAGAGGAAACUGAGAGAACCAUCGCCGAAGACAUCGUUGUCACCAAGUAUAAAAUGGCUGGUGACAUCGUAAAUCGGGUAUUAAAACAAGUUUUAGACAAAUGUGUCACUGGAGCAUCAGUAAGAGAAAUUUGUGAGUUUGGAGAUAAACUGAUAUUGGAUGAAACUAGCAAGGUGUUUAAGAAAGAAAAAGAGCUGAAGAAGGGAAUUGCUUUUCCUACAUGCAUAUCUGUCAACAAUUGCAUAUGUCACUUUUCACCAAUUGCUAGUGAACCAGAUCUCAUACUCAAAGAUGAAGAUAUGGUAAAAGUAGAUCUUGGAGCACAUGUUGAUGGCUUCAUAGCAGUUGUGGCACAUACAAUUGUUAUAGGUUCUUCACCACAAAAAAAAGUUACUGGUAGAAAAGCAGAUGUAGUGUUAGCCGCACACUAUGCUUCACAAGCUGCACUAAGGCUCUUACAGCCAGGUACAGAGACUUACACGAUAACCGAAACAGUAGAAAAGAUUUGUGAUGUAUACAAAUGUAAACCAAUUGAAGGAAUGUUAAGUCAUCAAUUGAAACAAUUUAAAAUAGAUGGAGAAAAAACUAUUAUUCAAAAUCCAAAUGAUGCACAGAAGAAAGAACAUGAAAAAUAUACUCUUGAAGCUUAUGAGGUAUAUGCCAUGGAUGUGUUGGUUAGUACUGGUGAAGGAGUAGGUAGAGAACAGGACACUCGGGUUACUAUAUUUAAAAAAACAGAGGAAACAUAUCAACUAAAACUGAAAGCGUCACGAAUGUUUUACUCUGAAGUCACUCAUAAACAUGGUCUUAUGCCAUUUAAUUUACGUACUUUUGAAGAUGAGAAAAAGGCAAAAAUGGCUGUUGUGGAAUGUGUAAAUCAUAGGCUGAUUGAACCAUUCCAAGUGUUGUACGAAAAACCAAAUGAAUUUGCUGCACAAUUCAAAUUCACAGUACUAUUAAUGCAUAAUCGACAACACAAAAUUACAGGAAUUCCUUUAGAUCUAGACAUUUAUCAAUCUGAAUAUGCUGUUAAAGAUCCCGAAUUGAAGACCCUUUUGUACACCUCGGUAAAUCCGAGGACUGCAAAGAGGAUGAGAAAAAGAGCGGAGAAAGCUGCAGGUGAAGUGGCAAUGGAAGUUGAUGCCAAGGCCUAACACAACCGUUUUAGCGUACUCUAUGACGUAUUAACAUCGUGCACAUUGCGUUAUCCUUUGUUGAACAGCUUCAGAGCAGAAAUUAGACACUUUUCAACUUUAUACCUUAAAUACUUGUAUUUUUGUUGAGACGCAAUUGAUAAAUUGUGAUUCUCCAUAUCGUUAUAAUUUUCUCGCAUCUAUAUUGCCAUUUGUUUAAUUACAUAACUGUAUUUCCGUGAAAAAAGUGUCGAAUUCUGCCCUGAAUGAACCGGACUUUACGACACUUAUUAUGCCAUCACUUAUUGACACUUACGUUUUUCUACCAGACUAUUUUUUCAUGGACCAUGGUAUUAUUAUACAUUGAACAAUGAUUAUUUAUAAGACAUUUUACAGCUAAUGUAUUUCAUGUCAAAUACGGAAAACUCUUUCGUAAAUAAUGGUCGGAACAUAAUGAUUAUGUUAUGUGGCUUGAAUCGAUUGAGAAAAGGAGUAAAUCGCACGUGCAUUCAUAUUCAAUGUUUCUCUUUCAGAGUAGAAUCCAAUAAAAUAGAAUUUUGAGUUUGUAAAUGUUUUUGAAUUAUGGAAAAAAAUUGUCCGAUAUUAAUUAUGUUAACUAUUUUAAUAGAAUCAUAGUUCAUACGUUCUACAGUUUUUGAAUGCACUGCCGAACGCAACGCAACUUAUUUUGACAUGCUGGUUUUGCACUAGCUGAUUUUAUGCAUCUCGUCUCUAGUGAAUGAAUAAUUCAUACUAUAAAAAAAAAAAAAAAAAAUGUCUGAUUUUGAAUUGUAUAAUUGGAAUGAGAAUGUCUACAUUGGAAUUCCGUAUAAACAAUGAAAUGCCAAUGAACCUCGAA
Frieseomelitta varia is the source of this 2075-nucleotide messenger RNA. RefSeq names its product proliferation-associated protein 2G4. The record is from RefSeq and is a predicted model, not a curated record. Lineage: Eukaryota; Metazoa; Arthropoda; Insecta; Hymenoptera; Apidae. The coding region runs from base 74 to 1237 and encodes 387 amino acids. The transcript has 7 exons.